Gamsiella multidivaricata is the source of this 1152-nucleotide messenger RNA. RefSeq names its product U5 small nuclear ribonucleoprotein 40 kDa protein. The coding region runs from base 93 to 1142 and encodes 349 amino acids. Gene Ontology annotation, molecular function: RNA binding; protein binding. The record is from RefSeq and is a predicted model, not a curated record. Lineage: Eukaryota; Fungi; Mortierellomycota; Mortierellomycetes; Mortierellales; Mortierellaceae. The transcript is spliced from 5 exons. Gene Ontology annotation, cellular component: catalytic step 2 spliceosome.
GCAUAAAGUAACUUUUUAUUUUCAGGGCGAAGCUCUUCUAUGACUUUCUACAUCCUUUGAAAACCAUCCUUCAAACUUACAACUGAGAUCGCAUGGACAAGCGCAAAGAACCGCCGACUCUCGACAUUUCACUUUUCAAACGCCAACGACCAGAUGAGGCAUCUCCAUGGGAACGAGCCAUCGCUCAUAAAAUGGCCUUCAAAAACCGCGAGGGUGCAGCACUUCAAACACCGACAAGAAUCCUCCAGGGACAGACUGCGGAAGUCUAUACCUGCCAGUUCAGCCCAUCAGGACAUCACAUAUCGUCUGCAGGAGCCGAAAAGAGCAUUUAUUUAUGGAACACUUUUGGCGGUAGUGACAACUGUGGCAUUAUCCGAGGACACAUUGGAGCCAUUCAUGAACUUCGGUGGUCCAGAGAUGCGAGUAUGGUGUUCACAGCCAGUGCAGACAGAACUUGCGGUGUCUUUGACGCACAGACAGGCCAGCGGAUCAAAAACUGCAAAGGCCACACUUCAGCCGUCAGCAGCUGCUCAUUAGCAAGGAAUGGACCAGAGCUCAUGGCCAGUGGAUCUGAUGACGGCUCAGUCAAGAUAUGGGAUCUCCGUACACCGAGUGCAGUAGAAAGUCUGGAUGCGGAAUAUUCGAUCACCUCCGUGUGCUUCUCACAAUCGAGCGAUGUCGUGUUCGCCGCAGGCAACAACUGCUGCAUCAUAGCAUUAGACUUACGGAUGAGGAGAGCGCUUUACGCGCUUUCUGGGCACUCGGAUACUGUCACAGGCGUCCGUCUCUCGCCCGAUGGCACGCGGCUCCUGUCCAAUUCCAUGGACAACAUUGUACGCAUAUGGGAUGUGAGGCAUACAUCGACUGUCGAGAAUCGGUUGCAGCACAGUCUGCAAGGUGCGCAGCACGGGUUGGAUGCUCACUUGGUCCGGCCAGCAUGGUCGAAAGACGGCUCCAUGAUUGGAACCGGUUCAGGCGAUGGAUCUGUAAUUGUUUGGAAUAUCGAUACGCAACAGAUAACAUGCAGACGCUCCGCUCAUACAGCCAGUGCGAACGAAAUAGACUUUCAUCCUUUAGAGCCGAUCGUCGUUUCGUGUAGCUCUGAUAAGAGCAUGGUCCUCGGCGAGAUCAACUCUGGCUAAUAAAGAGCGU